Messenger RNA from Anopheles funestus (African malaria mosquito), 1813 nucleotides. RefSeq names its product venom carboxylesterase-6-like. The record is from RefSeq and is a predicted model, not a curated record. The coding region runs from base 16 to 1695 and encodes 559 amino acids. The transcript is spliced from 2 exons. NCBI's taxonomy places the organism in Eukaryota, Metazoa, Arthropoda, Insecta, Diptera, Culicidae.
UUAUACAUUCUUAAUAUGAUUGAAGUUUCAUUUUCAUCUUUGAAACCUGUGUUUUUAAUUACAUAUUUUAUUGUUAUUAACGCCACAAGCCAGAAGCUUUCGAAUGUAGUGAACAUCAAAAAUGGUCCAAUUGUUGGUGAAAAACGUGGAGAAUAUUACUCGUUCGAGGGCAUUCGCUACGCAAAGAUGCCGUUGGGUAGAUACCGUUUUGCUCCGUCGGAACUGAACGAUGAACGCUGGACUAAACCACUUUAUGUUAUCCAACCUGGAGCAAGGUGUCUCCAAUGGACUCAUUUUAAUAAAACCAAAGAAAAAUUGAUAGGCGCUGAAGACUGUCUCUUCCUGAAUGUGUACACAAGAUCGACUGAUCGUACAUUACAUCUGCCUACAAUUGUAUUUAUACAUGGUGGUGCAUUCAUGUUUGGAGCAGGUAGUAAUUAUAGACCAGAUCAUAUUAUUCACCAAAAAGUCGUUUUGGUUACUUUCAACUAUCGGCUUGGACCACUCGGAUUUCUCAGCACGGAGGAUGAUGUGAUACCCGGGAACUAUGGAUUAAAAGAUCAGGUGACCGCUUUACGAUGGAUUCGAGAAAAUAUUCAAUCAUUCGGUGGAGAUCCCAACACCGUCAGCAUAGUGGGCUAUUCAGCUGGUUCCGCUAGCGUGCAUCUCCAUUAUCUAUCUCCUCUUUCGAACGGCUUAUUUAACUCUGGCAUUGGACAUAGCGGUUCCGCACUUAGUCCAUGGGUAAUUACUGAGCGAUCGAUAGAAAAAGCCAUUCGGAUCGGAGCUGUGCUAGGUUGUCCAACAAGAAAAACACAAGCGCUUCUAGACUGUUUGCGGAAAGUUCCGGCAGAGGACAUCGUGCGACAAGUGCCCCAUUUUCUCGACUUCUUGUACAAUCCCUUCUCCCCAUUCGGAGUAGUCGUGGAAAAAGAAGGACCACUUAAUACUCAUCCUUUUCUAACGGACACGCCACGUUCGCUGAUGAAGAUUGGUAAUAUCACCAAGGUGCCACUGAUUCUUUCAGUUACACAAGCCGAAGGUCUAUACCCGGGGGCAGAGUUUAUAAGUGAUCAAACAUAUCUGCAACAGAUUGAUUCUCGAUGGAACGAGCUAAUGCCAAGCAUUCUGGACUACAAAACCGCCGUGCCCGAUCCCCAAAAGCGUAAUUAUCUGUCGGAAACAAUUCGAAACCACUACUUUAAAGCAGAUGAACGAUUAUCUUUGGAAAAUUUUAAUGUACUCAUUCGGAUUAUUUCUAAUCGGCUGUAUUUUGCUGGUGUGACAGAAUCAAUCAAACUAUUGCAACCACACAUCAAGUUAUAUGCAUACGUGGAUUAUUUCAAAAUAAGGUAUGGUAUCGCUGAAAAGCUAUCACGGUGCCCAGAAUCAAGGAUCCACGAAGUAUCCCAUGGUGAAGAUGUCGAUUUGAUAUUCCACAGCAUUGCGCGGGAGCAUUUGCCUUAUACGAAAAAAGAAAGGGCAGUUAUUAGUCGAUUUGUAGCCAUGUACAAACAGUUUGCCAAAGGGGAAAUCCCUCGAUUUGGCCCCUAUGUGAUACCUGCGCAAGAUAAUCCUGACAUGAUCAUGUACUUGAAGUUAAACUACCCCUAUAGCAAAGUGAUUCAUGCUGAGGGUUUAAGUGAUGAACCUUUUUGGAACAGUCUUGACUUUAAUGAUGCGCCGUACGAAUAAUAUUUAGUUUACAAUCCUUAGUCUAAUGUUCUAAUUAAAUAUCUAUCAAACGCCAGGCAUCAAAUUGCAAAGUAUGUCACAACAUGCAAUAUCAAAAAUAUAUUUUUUUAAAGGUUUA